Lingula anatina is the source of this 2577-nucleotide messenger RNA. Its product is annotated as ankyrin and armadillo repeat-containing protein. NCBI's taxonomy places the organism in Eukaryota, Metazoa, Brachiopoda, Lingulata, Lingulida, Lingulidae. Gene Ontology annotation, molecular function: protein binding. The record is from RefSeq and is a predicted model, not a curated record.
AUAAAAAAAGGGGGUCAGAAUUUCGUCCCAGCCCAGCAAACAGUUGCUGCGACCCGUCUAGCAGCAACUAUGAAUGAGAAAGACGAGAACGGAUGGUACCACAUCCAUCAUGCCGCCUUCCGAGGGUUCAUAAAAUCCAUCGAGAGGUUCGUCAAUGCCAAUAAAGACCAGUUGGAGUUGGAGACUGAAGAUGAGUAUCGCUCUACGCCAUUAUUACUGGCAGUGACCAAUGGAAACAAGGAGACGGUUGAGUGUCUCAUCUCCCUCGGUGCAAAGGUGAAUGCCAUCAACAACCAGAAUCAUGGUGUUGUGGAGCUGUCAGCAAACAAGCAUUUCAUUGAGAUUCUAGACUUCUUUCUGGAAAAGAACUUUGAGGAUCUUCCAGUUUGGAAACGUUUACUGAACUACCUAUCAUCGGAAGUUGAAGAUGAGGCCGAGUCGGCAGGGAAAUGUCUACGUACUCUUACUCAGGGGAGUUCCGAGGGAAUGCACCCCAACUGGAAGGCAGUGGUCGAUAACGGUGGCGUUCCAAUCAUUGUGAAGGUCAUAAAAAGUCAGAUUGGCGACAGAGCUAAGACAGAAGCAUUACACUGUCUGAUAAACCUCAUCCCUGAGGAUGUUGUUAAGGAACAGGUGGCGUCCUCUGGUGGCAUCCCAGCACUGGUUAGACUUUUGAAAUCGUCCAAUAAUUUCAUAGUGCAGUUGGCAGCUACGGUCCUCAAAGAGGUUUCUCGGAUCACGGAGCUGGCAGACCAGGCUGCCCAAGCAGGGGCAAUUCCCAACUUGGUCAAGGUCAUACAAACUGUCCGCGACCCCGAGGUUCUUGUGGAGUGUGUGUAUUGCUUGGGAUUUAUCGCUGAGGCGGGAGAGGCCCACCAAGGAACCAUAGGAAACACGUCAGGGUGCGUCCAAGCCCUGGUGGGACAUUUAGAAGAGGCGCAAAACCAGGAUCUACUCAUGGCUUUGACUAUCAGCAUCAGUAAGAUUGCUUGUAACAAUAAAAACAACCAGAACGCCAUUGUGGAGGAGGGUGGUGCCGCGCACAUCAUCACCCUCACUGGCCUCAAAAACAGAGACCUGCAGCUGUCGGCUGUUGAUGCCAUUAGGUAUUUAGCUGAGAAUAACAGCUCGACUCAGAAGACUAUCAAAGAGGAGGGCGCCUUGAUUCCUCUGAAUAACUUGCUCAAGAAAAGCCGAGCCGAGCGUGUUCAGGAGAAAACGGCGGCUGCCUUGUGGGCAGAGGCUGGAGACUAUAUUGAAGAGCAACGCUCCAUGGCUAGUAUUAUUGGCGUACAGACACUGAUUGAGUUCCUGAGCACAGGGUCAGAGAAGCUGCAUCUGAUUGGCUCAGAGGCCUUGGGGGUCUUAUCUCGCGGGGCAUUGAAUAAACAGACGGAAAUUGGCAAUGCCAAUGGCAUUCAUUCACUUGUGAGACUUCUCCGCUCAGAUAAAGAGCACAUAGUCCUGAGUGCUAUAAGGACUCUACGAUAUCUCUGUGUCGGUGUUGGCUACGUUCCCCAUUUGCCAAAUCAGAAUUCUCUUAGUCAGGCGCGGGGAAUCAAGUUUCUCGUAGCUUUGAUGGUUCAUCCAGAGAAUGAACUGAUAAAAGUUGAAGCUGCUCAAACAUUGGGUUGUGUAUGUCUGGGUAAUGAAGAAGUCAUGAAGGAAAUCCAGUCAAAUGUGGAAUUUAGCUACGUUCGUAUUCUACGCAUGAUGUAUUCUCAAGAUCCUCUGGUGCGGCUCUUGGCAGGAGCUGCGUUGGCGGCGUUUGCAUUCAACAGCGUGACUCAGCAGCGGGAAAUAGCAGAGCAAGGUGGCGUGAGGUUCAAUUGCUUCGAACCCUUCCUGGUCUCCGUGGAUGAGUUUUUCCGUUGUAAUGCAGCAUUUCAGGUUGUCGUUCUCUCUAGAAUCAUACCAGAUGAGGAGCAAGCUGUGUCGUCUGCCAAAGGCAUCAAACUACUGGUUGAUCUUAUACAGGAGUCUCAGAGUGAGACCAUACAGAGUUUGGCUGCAGAUUGCCUGGCAAGGCUGGCACACACUAGAGCAGGUGUCCCUGCAGCUAUUGUCUCAAUCCAUGCUGUAGAUUUACUAUGUAACCUGAUGUUGGUGGAUGCAGAGUUGGUCCAGGGGUGCGCCGCUGUUGCUCUAGGGUACCUGUCUCAUAACCAUGAUGCUGAACGACAAUUACUGAACAGGUGUCGCAAGGACCCUUACUUGAUGAAAGCCCUGAAGUAUUACUGCAGCAAAGCCAGGUUGUCACCCUCCUUCAUUGAGGGCUGGCACCACUACAAGACUGUAGGACUGCCACCUAUUGAAGAGGGACGCCCCAGUCUUGUCUCUACACGGAAUCUCUACGUCCCAGAGAAGGCCUCGGGACGCCCCAUGACCAUGCUGAGUGGAGAGGUCGGGUCCAGCUCCAACCCCCACAGCUCACCCUCUCACUUCCUCAGCCAGCAAGAAGACAGUCGUACUAACUUGACAGGGAGAUCAUCGCGGGCGUCCAGGGCCAGCCACGCAGUCUCGUUCCGUAACCAUUCGGGACACAGGUCUCAGAUGAGCAAUGCAGCAGAGGCGUGA